Penicillium verrucosum is the source of this 195-nucleotide messenger RNA. RefSeq lists its product as uncharacterized. The record is from RefSeq and is a predicted model, not a curated record. NCBI's taxonomy places the organism in Eukaryota, Fungi, Ascomycota, Eurotiomycetes, Eurotiales, Aspergillaceae. The transcript has 2 exons. The coding region runs from base 1 to 195 and encodes 64 amino acids.
AUGCAGGAAGCGCAACUUUCCAAUCCAUCCUCAUUCUAUGCUACCGGCCUAGCCCAUACCAUGCUGCCGGCUCAGCUCAUAGAAUGUUUGUUGACGGGCGAAUCAACCAUGUGUUUGAUCUCUAUCUCGACGGUAAAAUGUGCACUCAAGGAACGAAAGAAGCUUGUCUUCAGUUGGCUAAAGAAAGCAUGUUGA